Messenger RNA from Xenia sp. Carnegie-2017, 1284 nucleotides. RefSeq names its product forkhead box protein A2-A-like. Gene Ontology annotation, molecular function: RNA polymerase II cis-regulatory region sequence-specific DNA binding; DNA-binding transcription factor activity, RNA polymerase II-specific. NCBI's taxonomy places the organism in Eukaryota, Metazoa, Cnidaria, Anthozoa, Malacalcyonacea, Xeniidae. The record is from RefSeq and is a predicted model, not a curated record. The transcript has a single exon. Gene Ontology annotation, biological process: regulation of transcription by RNA polymerase II; cell differentiation; anatomical structure morphogenesis. Bases 1 to 1284 code for a protein of 427 amino acids.
AUGGCAAGCUAUCAACCAGGACAGGACUUUAGUUAUGAAACAUUUACAAACACAAGUCUACCGAAUCCUUUCGAUUGUUCGGGCAGAGCUGGUCAAGGUACGUGCUCGUCAAUGCACUAUUCUUACGGUUUCCCUUGCAUGCCAACCCAACGCCAGGAGUAUUUUUGGACUCCCUGUAAAUGUAUUGGUGGUAAUGAAGACAAGGUAAAACCACCGUAUAGUUAUAUUGCUUUGAUUGCCAUGGCAGUGGAAAGUCGACCAGAUAAGAAAAUCACUUUGAAUGGUAUCUAUCAAUUCAUCGUCGAACGAUUUCCGUACUAUCGAAAAAAUCGUCACGGUUGGCAAAACUCUAUAAGACACAACCUCAGUCUGAAUGAUUGCUUUGUAAAAAUACACAGAGACGAUAAGAAGUCUGGAAAAGGCAGUUAUUGGACCUUGCAUCCUGACAGUUAUAACAUGUUCGAGAACGGCAGCUAUUUACGACGAAGAAAAAGAUUUAAGAAAAAGAAUGCGAGUACAACACAGGCUGCUCGUUCUUCCAUGGAGAAAGAAAUGAGAGGAACGGAAGAAACUGGAACGUGGGCGCCUGUUUGCUCGAGUCAGGAGAGAACAAGCGUGUUAAAUAUGUUGCCUCAACAUUACAUGCAUCAUGGAGUGAACGGGAACAGUGAAAGCGAGACAACGUUCAAUCACAAUGCAAAUUAUCAAAUGAGCGGAACAAGUGGAACUUUACAAAGCGUAUGUAAUAGGCGAGAAGAAAGGCACAAUGUUCAGAAAUUAGAGCAAAAUCCCACAACCAGUUAUAACAAUAAUAACGAGUGGCGCUUUUCUUUCAAGACUAACCAAACAAACAACACUAUUGCACCUUUUGAAAGCAUCCCUUCACAAGGAAAGACGAAAUACUUCCAAAGCUAUUCAACCGAGGAGCUGUAUCAACAUUCUCAGCCGACUAGAUCAAGUUGUAGCGUUGUUGCUUCAAGAAAUAAUGCGAUCAUGAAUGGGCAGUAUUUUCCUGUAGAAGCGACGAGGGAACCCAAACGCUUCACAGAGAGAUCCGAUUCUUUACGGAACGGUUUUCCCAUCGUUUCACAGGAGCACAGCUAUCGUGAGACUUACUCAAAUACAAGAUGCUCAACAAGAGGACAGAAACUUUAUCAAGUUAAUUCACGAACAAUAAAUGAAUGGAAUAGUUUCAAUCCUCCAGAAGCCAUGCACAACCAGCAACAAUAUGAAAAUGAUAUCUAUCCGAGACCAACGUUUACUAAUAACCCAUCGUGGGUGUGA